Molecule: messenger RNA, 909 nt
Organism: Malassezia globosa CBS 7966
Lineage: Eukaryota; Fungi; Basidiomycota; Malasseziomycetes; Malasseziales; Malasseziaceae
Exons: 1
Coding region: 1-909 (302 amino acids)
Biological process (GO): endocytosis; actin cortical patch localization; actin filament organization
Cellular component (GO): actin cortical patch
Molecular function (GO): phosphatidylinositol binding; ubiquitin binding
Source: RefSeq, a predicted model, not a curated record
AUGGGUGACUCUGUGCAUAACCAAAAGCGAGCUUUGACCGUGUUGGAAGGCAUUGUAGAGAUGGGCACACCCCAGUUUCAAAAGUCAUUCGCGACACCUAGUCUUGUGUCUUCACUGAAAAGCACGUCUAUGAGCUUCGGCACCGACAAUGGCGUUCGACGUAAGCUUAUGCUAAUCUUGCUUUCAUGGCACCGCCAUUUUAUGCGCGAUCCCGAGAUGGCGCAUGUAUCGAGUCUGUACGGUCUCUGCGGUGGUGUUGACCGGGAACCUUUGGCCUCGAUAAAUCGAACAAACCCAAGUUCGGCACCUGAGAACCGACGUGCGAUUGAUUUACUGCAUUCCCAUGGCUUGAGCAGCGUUGAAGGUACAAUUGAGGCUUCAGAUAAAGAGUGCGAAAAUCUACUGAAUGCUAUGGCUGCUGCCAGCAAAUCGAGCGAGCCGAUCAUGCAAAAUCCUGACGUUAAGACACAUGCCACCCUAACGCUCGAGCUGCAGAAAGAAAUUGUACACUUUAUUCAUACUGUUGGCGACAGCUUCUAUCUAAGUGCGUUGGUGCUGGCCAAUGAUAAGAUCGUCGAUGUACUGCAGCGGCUCCAGGAUGUAGCGGCCGGUAUGCCUGUGUCUAUGCAUCCAUUGGGUACGAAUGCACCCUCCAAAGAAGAGCUAAUUGUUAACGCGUCACGUCGCUUAUCUGUCCCUGAUGUUAUGCCGACGCCUUCGAAUGCAUUGCUUCGCGAGGUGGAUCAUUCUCUGAUGGUGCAUUCUGGCUUCACCUCUGCGGCUCCGUCGCGUCCUAGUGCAGAGCCCAGCGAGCAGGCCGACCCAAACGAGAUUGACAUGUCAGCAGUCGAACGCAACUCGCAGCAAGUGCAGGGAUCCAUCUCAGGCAUUAAGCUUUACUCCAUAUAA